Messenger RNA from Choloepus didactylus (southern two-toed sloth), 3164 nucleotides. RefSeq names its product netrin 3 (gene NTN3). The record is from RefSeq and is a predicted model, not a curated record. The transcript has 6 exons. The coding region runs from base 454 to 2187 and encodes 577 amino acids. Gene Ontology annotation, molecular function: protein binding. Lineage: Eukaryota; Metazoa; Chordata; Mammalia; Pilosa; Megalonychidae.
CCCCCACCCGCUCCCGGCCCGGCGCGCCCGCCCUCGCCCUCGCUGCAGCGGGAGGAGGUGGCGGCCCCGGCGCCCCAGGCCCCGCCCGUCCGCGGCCCUUCCCGGGAGGCCGGGAGACCCGCUGGGCCCGGCCCUCGGUGGGUGAGUGAGCGCCGAGCCGGGGCGGCGGGCGGGGCCUCCGCGGGCGGGGGCCGGGACAGGGGCGCCGGAGCGGGGCCGCCGCCUGUCAUCGCCGCGGGCCCAGCGGGCGGACGCGCCACCGUCCCCGCUGCUGCGCUCGGCCGAGCGGGCCCGCGGCCGCUCCCACGUCUGGGCUCCGGCUGGGGCCGCCGGGGGCUCGGUCUGCGCGGCCCUGCGGGGUCUGGCGGCCACUGCCUCUCCUCGGGCUCUCUCUCCCCGGGGCGCGGGGCACGUCCUGGGGCCCCGGCCGGCUGACUCCCCUGCGCUCCGGCCAUGCCCGGCUGGCCCUGGGGGCUGCUGCUGACCGCGGGCACCCUCUCGGCCGCGCUGAGCCCCGGGCCGCCGGGGCCCGCCGACCCCUGCAAGGACGAUGGGGGCGCGCCCCGCAGCUGUGUGCCUGGCCUGGUGAAUGCGGCCCUGGGCCGCGAGGUGCUGGCUUCCAGCACGUGCGGGCGACCAGCCACUCGCGCGUGUGACGCCUCAGACCCCCGGAGAGCACACCCGGCCACCCUUCUGACCUCGGCGGGAGUCACCACGGGCCCACUCUGCUGGCGCUCGGACUUGCUUUCACGGGCGCCCCUCAACGUGACCCUCACGGUGGCCCUGGGCAAGGCUUUCGAGCUGGUCUUCGUGAGCCUGCGCUUCUGCUCGGUGCCCCCCGCCUCCGUGGCUCUGCUCAAGUCCCAGGACCAUGGCCGCAGCUGGGUCCCGCUUGGCUUCUUCUCCUCCCACUGCCGCCAGGACUACGGCCGCCUGCCUGUCCCCACCACUGGCCCAGUUGGCCCUGGGCCUGAGGCCCUGUGCUUCCCGGCGCCCCAGGCUCAGCCCGAUGGCAGCGGCCUUCUGGCCUUCAGCGUGCAGGAUGGCAGCCCGCCAGGCCUCGAUCUGGACAGCAGCCCGGUGCUCCAGGACUGGGUGACGGCCACGGACAUCCGCAUGAUGCUCACAAGGCCCAGCGUGCCGGGCGACACCGGGGCCUCUGCGGCCACGCUCCCUUACUCCUACUCGGCUGCCGAGCUCCAGGUGGGCGGGCGCUGCAAGUGCAACGGGCAUGCCUCGCAGUGCCUGCCGGACCCCCAGGGCCGCCUGGUCUGCGACUGCCGGCACGGCACCGAGGGCUCCGACUGCGGCCGCUGCAAGCCCUUCUACUGCGACAGGCCCUGGCAGCGGGCCACAGCCCAGGAAGCCCACGCCUGCCUUGCCUGCUCGUGCAACGGCCACGCCCGCCGCUGCCGCUUCAACAUGGAGCUGUACCGGCUGUCCGGCCGCCGCAGUGGGGGCGUCUGCCUCAACUGCCGGCACAACACCGCCGGCCGCCACUGCCACUACUGCCGCGAGGGCUUCUAUCGCGACCCUGGCCGGGCCCUGAGCGACCGUCGUGCCUGCAGGGCCUGCGACUGUCACCCGGUUGGAGCUGCCGGCAAAACCUGCAACCAGACCACAGGCCAGUGUCCCUGUAAAGACGGGGUCACCGGUCUCACCUGCAACCGCUGCGCACCAGGCUUCCAGCAGAGCCGCUCCCCAGUGGCGCCCUGCGUCAAGACCCCUGCCCCUGGACCCACUGAGGAAAGCAGCCCCGAAGGCUCCCAGGACUGCGACUCCCACUGCAAACCCGCCCGCGGCAGCUACCGCAUCAGCUUGAAGAGGUUCUGCAAAAAGGACUACGCUGUGCAGGUGGCGGUGGGCGCGCGCGGUGAGGCGCGCGGCGCGUGGACGCGCUUCCCAGUGGCCGUGCUCGCCGUGUUCCGGAGCGGCGAGGAGCGCGCCCGGCGCGGGAGCAGCGCGCUGUGGGUGCCCGCGCGGGACGCGGCCUGUGGCUGCCCCCGCCUGCUGCCCGGCCGCCGCUACCUGCUCCUGGGGGGCGGGCCCGGGACCGCUGCGGGGGACCGGGGCCCCGGGCUCAGCGCCGCGCGCGGCAGCCUCGUGCUGCCCUGGCGGGACGCGUGGACGCGGCGCCUGCGGAGGCUGCAGCGGCGCGAGCGGCGGGGGCGCUGCGGGACGGCCUGAGUCCGCGGGCCGUGCGGGAGCGCGGUGGGAGCUGGGGCGCUGCCCCCAUCGAGGCGCAGGCUCGUCCGGCACACCCUCCUGCCGAGGAGUCUUCGCGGGCGCCCACCUGGGCUCCCCGCGCCGGCGCCAUCCCCGCCGGGCGCCUCCCGCGGAGCCUCCCUCCUGUCUCGGGCGGGGUGGGGCAGACUCAGCGACACCCCGCUCCCGACGCGGACGGGUGGCAAGAGCCCCAAAGAGUUGACUUGUGGCGCCCUUGGGCGGCUGCAGCCCCGGAGGACUCCGGAUCCUCCCGCGCUCUCUGCUCUAGGGGCGCCGUGACCCCCCACCCCCACUCCCAGGGCUGUGAAACCCCUGUGGGCCGGACCCUUCAGGGCCCUGCGGGCACCUCACGGUCGCUGUGGCACCCCCGCCAUGUCGUGGUCCCGAGAGAGCGUUUUGACCUUCUGAAAAGGCACUGUGACCCCUCAAACGGCUUUGAAAGCCCAGGACUCUGAUCCCCAGGGCCACUCCGCCCUCCCGGAAGGCCUGGGACAGCCUGGGUGCCCGUGGACCCCCCACCCCUGCCCGGACCCGCAGAGGGCGCUGCGCCUCCGUCCCCAGCGGGUCGCGGUUUCAGUCUGACCGCUUGACCCUGGUCCCUACGUCUGUCCGGCUUCCCCGCGGGCCCGACCCCAGCGGGGUCCCUGCCUCUCGCCUCGGGCCUGCCGCCCCCCUCUGCCCGCGUCCCUGGACCCGCUGCUCCGGGCUCCUCCGGCCCUCCCUGCGCCGAGGUCCCGCCCCGAGCAUCCGGCCCUGCUCUCCGCGGGGCCCCGCAGUCCCCCGCGGGCUUUCCUCGAGACCCCCUUCACCCCCCACCCCGCAUUCCGUGCUGGGCGCGGGGGCCGGGACCUGCUCCUGCCGCUGCCGCGCCGCAGCGCGCAUGCCCAGAGCCCAGCCGGGGCCCACGGGCGCUCUGGGUGGGCCGCCAGCAGCGCGUG